AUGUCGGUUGACCCAAAACGGUUACUCGAAAAGCGGUUGCGGAGUUUCUCCUCCCAUUCUUUCUGGCACAUUGUGCCUCACACAAAAGGUUUGUCGAUCGGUGUUUAA
This is a messenger RNA of Debaryomyces hansenii CBS767, 108 nucleotides long. RefSeq names its product DEHA2E14278p. Lineage: Eukaryota; Fungi; Ascomycota; Pichiomycetes; Serinales; Debaryomycetaceae. The transcript has a single exon. The coding region runs from base 1 to 108 and encodes 35 amino acids. The record is from RefSeq and is a predicted model, not a curated record.